GAUCCUGUUCCUUCUUCAUCAAUGCCUUCCUUUUACAGCAGACAGCCUGGUAUGAAGUUCCCAAACCAGAGGUCAUAUUCAAGUUGGAGCAAGGAGAGGAGCCUUGGGCAUUGAAGGAAAAAGCCCUACAUCACAGCUGCUCAGAUGGAAAGUUUGGGAUUAAAACCUUACAAAAAAGAAUUUCUGGAAAAGUUUCAUUUCAUGGUGAAAUGGAAGGUGAAGAUGCCAAAGAUGAUUCAUUGUAUUCCAUUUUAGAAGUACUGUGGCAAGAUGCUGAACAGAUAAAAAGCUACCAGGAAAAGCAGAACAAACCUCUGAGUCAUGCUGCUUUCAUCAAUAAGAAAAUAUUGAAUACAGAGUGGGAUUAUGAAUAUAAAAACAGUGGAAAAUUUAUUCAUCCAGGCCCAAAUUGUAUUCCUUCACAGAAAAGACCCCAUAAACGUAACUCAUUUGGAAAGAAUUUAAAGCAUAAUUUAGGUGUACAUAUUCAUAGUGAAAGCAGUACAACAAAUAACUUUGAUAAAAUUAUUGGACACAGUCAAGUUUUCACCCAGAGCUCUUCUUAUACUAACCAUGAAAAUACACAUACUGGAGUAAAAUUCUGUGACAACAAUCAGUGUGGAAAAGUCUUCAGCUUCAAACAAGCAGUCAGUCAGAAUCUGAAAUUUCCUGUUGGGGAGAAAGCAAAUAUGUGUACUGAACUUGGGAAGAUCUUCACCCAGAGGUCACAACUCUUUGCACCUCAGAGAAUUCAUACUAUGGAUAAACCUCAUGAACUUAGGAAAUGUGUAAAUGUUUUUGCACAGAAGCCACUACUCAGUAUCUAUUUGAGAGUUCAUAGAGAUGAAAAGCUAUAUAUAUGUUCUGAGUGUGGAAAGGCAUUCAUCCAGAAUUCAGAAUUAAUUAUGCAUGAGAAAAUUCAUACCAGAGAAAAACCCUAUAAAUGUCAUGAAUGUGGAAAAUCAUUUUUCCAGGUGUCAUCUCUCCUAAGGCAUCAGACAACCCAUACUGGAGAAAAACUUUAUGAAUGCAGUGAAUGUGGGAAAGGCUUCUCCCUGAACUCAGCCCUCAACGUACAUCAGAAAAUUCAUACUGGAGAGAGACACCAUAAGUGCAGUGAGUGUGGGAAGGCCUUUACCCAAAAAUCAACACUCAGAAUGCAUCAGAGAAUUCAUUCAGGAGAGAGAUCCUAUAUAUGUACUGAAUGUGGGCAGGCCUUCAUCCAAAAGGCACACUUGAUUGCACAUCAAAGAAUUCACACUGGAGAGAAGCCUUAUGAAUGCAGUGACUGUCAGAAAUCUUUCCCCUCUAAGUCACAACUCCAGAUGCAUAAGCGAAUUCACACAGGAGAGAAACCCUACAUAUGCACUGACUGUGGUAAGGCCUUUACCAAUAGAUCAAAUCUGAAUACUCACCAGAAAUCUCACACUGGAGAGAAGUCUUAUAUAUGUGCUGAAUGCGGGAAAGCCUUCACAGAUAGGUCAAAUUUCAAUAAACACCAGACUAUUCAUACUGGAGAGAAGCCCUAUGUUUGUGCUGAUUGUGGGAGGGCCUUCAUCCAGAAGUCAGAGUUACUUACACAUCAGAGAAUCCAUACUACAGAGAAGCCUUAUAAAUGUUCUGACUGUGAGAAAUCCUUUUCAAAGAAACCACACCUCAAAGUACAUCAGCGAAUUCACACAGGAGAGAAACCAUAUAUAUGUGCAGAAUGUGGGAAAGCUUUCACAGACAGGUCAAAUUUCAAUAAACACCAGACAAUUCAUACUGGAGAUAAACCCUAUAAAUGUAGUGACUGUGGAAAAGGCUUCACUCAGAAAUCAGUUCUGAGUAUGCAUCGCAAUAUUCAUACAUGAAAGUAACCCUGUUUCUUGAAAAUGAGAAAGCCUUAUCACAGAAAUCAGGUCUAAGUGUGUGUUAUAAAAUUCAACCAAGACAGAUCAUAUAUUGAAUGCAUUGCAUAAUAAAAAGAAUGUGUCAGGCUCUUUCACCUGAGAUGAGAAAAAUUAUUCAGAAGAGACCCUCUAAGAAUGCAUUGAAUGAUGAGGAAUUUCCAUAUUUGCAAAGCUUCACAAAAUAUAAUUGAAUUCAUACUAGGGAAAAUGUUAUCAGUUUGAGAUAUUAGGAAAACCCUUCCUGUAGAAAGUAUUAUAAGGCAAAUUAUUACCAAAUUCUUUAUAGAAAAGUAUGAAAAAAGAUAUAAUUGACAGUAAUGUUUAUUGUGUUGUAUUAAGCAAUUUAAAGUGACAACAAAAUGAAAGGCAGGACAAAAAAAUAAUAUAUAUGAUGUAUAGACCUGCUCUCAGAUCUGUUUGUAACAAAACACAUUGCACAAUGGGAGGAAUAAUUGAGUUGAAAUUCUUUUUUUUAUUUAAUGUAUUUGUGUCUAUCAAAUAUGUUUGCUACUGAAUAUUUUGCUCAUGUGAAUCCACAGUUUUAAAGUCAUUAUGGUUUUAUAUAUAUACUCACCUGCUGAUAUAUUUUUACGCAAACACAUAAAUAUAAUCCUGUCAUACAUGUUGAUUUCUGUGACAUCAUAUUUUUAUCUUCCUUCAUUGUGGUACAGUGCAGAAAUAACCACAGCUCUCUCCCAUCCUUUUAUGCACCCCUCUUUGUAAUAUUACUGUUGUUUCUCUUAUUAAGAGCAGAGCUCUCUCUGUACUCCUGGACUCUUGAGUUUGGCCAUGUGAAUUUGCUUGGGCCAAUAUACAUUAACAAAGAGAUUCAAGAAGAUGCUGGAGAGGUGUGAAAAGCCUGCCUUGAGACUUACCCUUUCUUGCAGCUUUUUUGAAUUCUGAGACCUUCGUGUGAAGAAGCUCAAAUUACUAAGGGAUGUGAAACCACGUGGAACAGAGAUGAACCAACCCAGAUCAAGGCCCCUUAGACCAAAUGCCAGACGUGGGAGUGAGGCCUUCUUCAACCUCCAUCCCCAGCCGUGCCAGCCCACAGCAGAAGAGCCACAUCAGUCAUCCCAACCAACCUGGAGAAUUAUGAGAUAGAAAAAAUGAUUAUUGUUUUAAGCUACUAAGUUUGGUGUAGUCUGUUACACAGCAAAUGCUGAAUAAUACAUAAAAGUGUACACCUACUGGGGGUGUUGUAUCAAAAUAUAAAACAUGUGGCAUCAGCUCUGGGCCUGGGCAGCAAGUGGAGACUGGAAAAGCAAUGAGGAAGACUGUUAAGAAAGUAUGCAGAAGAUGGCAGUCUAUGUUGUCUAGUGAG
Messenger RNA from Capra hircus (goat), 3216 nucleotides. Its product is annotated as zinc finger protein 81. Gene Ontology annotation, biological process: regulation of cytokine production; regulation of immune system process; negative regulation of transcription by RNA polymerase II. Lineage: Eukaryota; Metazoa; Chordata; Mammalia; Artiodactyla; Bovidae. The record is from RefSeq and is a predicted model, not a curated record.